CAAGUCUCAGGCAGGACGGAACGCGUAGCCUCACGUUCCUGCGACGACGCGCAGGCCCGUUGCAACAUUUCAGAAAUUGUACAGCGUCUCUCCGAAUCCUUACUUUUCAAAAGAAGCGUAGCAACGAGAACGUGUCUAGUCCGGUGAAAAUCGACGAUAUUGGAGCUACUUGUUCAGGAUCGUAGGUUCGGGCGAACAAGUAUGGCUCUCGGCCUCCAUCCCAAAGUGUGGCUAGACAAGCUCCACGCCAUUUCGGAUCCCAGGACCCGAGACUACCCAGUAGUCUUGAAUCCAUUCUUCGUCACCCUAAUGCUCGUCGCCUACCUCUACUUUGUCAAGGUCGCCGGGCCGCGAUGGAUGAAGAACAGGGAACCCUUUCAAAUCACAAACAUCAUUCGCGUCUACAACGUCGCCAUGGUUCUCGUGAACAUCGUGGCCAUCUUCGUGAUUCUCAUUCCCACGUACCUGCCGGGAGGCACCUACAGCCUAGUGUGUCAGGGCCUGACCGGCAAAUCGCCCGAGCACCACCUUAAGUACUAUAAGUACGGCUGGAUCCUGGUCGCGUGGCGAUACGCGGAUCUCUUGGACACCGUCUUCUUCGUUCUGCGCAAGAAGUUCAAUCAGGUGACCCAACUCCACGUCAUCCACCACACCAUCGUGGUCAUCAACAUCUGGUUCUACACGCGCUUCGCACCCGAGGGCCAGCCGGCGCUCGGUCUAGCGCUAAACAUUUUCGUGCACAUCAUCAUGUACAUGUAUUACUUCCUCGCCAGCUUCGGCGCCCGCAUGCAGAAGUACCUGUGGUGGAAGAAGUACCUUACAACGAUGCAAAUCGUGCAGUUCCUCAUUAUCAUCGUGCACAUGUCCAUACCGCUCUUCGUCGAGUGCGGAUUUCCAAGGCGCGUCGUGCACAUAGCGAACGCCCAGACCUUCCUCAUCCUCUGCUUGUUUAUAAACUUUUACCUGCGGUCGUACACGCGCUACAGCAACAAAUCAACAGCUGACUCGGUGUCCUCGGCCAGUGCUAUCACCAGCGGUAACACAGUGAGUAAAGGAGAGAAAAAGGAAUAGUCAGAAAAAAAGUGCUUCUUCGCUUCAACCUAAGCAGCCGUACAGUGACUUUUGAAAUACGACUCUGCAAUAUUUGGUUGUUCCCAUGUUAAAAUAAAAUGAUCGGGUGCGUGU
Messenger RNA from Dermacentor silvarum, 1185 nucleotides. Its product is annotated as elongation of very long chain fatty acids protein-like. Gene Ontology annotation, cellular component: endoplasmic reticulum membrane. The record is from RefSeq and is a predicted model, not a curated record. The coding region runs from base 202 to 1071 and encodes 289 amino acids. Lineage: Eukaryota; Metazoa; Arthropoda; Arachnida; Ixodida; Ixodidae. The transcript is spliced from 2 exons. Gene Ontology annotation, biological process: fatty acid elongation, saturated fatty acid; fatty acid elongation, monounsaturated fatty acid; very long-chain fatty acid biosynthetic process. Gene Ontology annotation, molecular function: fatty acid elongase activity.